Molecule: messenger RNA, 795 nt
Organism: Pieris macdunnoughi
Lineage: Eukaryota; Metazoa; Arthropoda; Insecta; Lepidoptera; Pieridae
Source: the annotation of a GenBank genome assembly
AUGAACACCUCCCAAGCUGGAAGCUUCCUGAUAAUAUUGUUAAGAACACGCAACUUUAUACUUAAUUCUCACUUCACCCUGUUAGUAUCAGUUAAGAACCAGUCUCGACCAGUGCAGACUAUGAACAGCGCGCUAGGGCCAGUUGGUGCUACAACUGUCACCAGCAGCGUUAACUGGGAGCAACAUCCAGCUCUCGCGCGGGCUGCAUCUGUUCCAGCCCAAAGAACCCUCGUCGGCAUUCUGAACAGUCUUGGCCACCGCCGCCUGGAGCGUACUACUAGUGACCCAGCUCCUCCGCCGCCAGCCACCAGCAGAUACAAGACGGAACUUUGCCGACCCUUCGAGGAAGCCGGUGUGUGCAAAUAUGGAGACAAAUGUCAAUUCGCGCACGGGAUUCGUGAGCUACGCAAUCUUCAACGCCACCCUAAAUACAAGACCGAGCUGUGCCGUACCUUCCACUCUGUAGGAUUCUGUCCUUAUGGUCCACGAUGCCACUUCGUCCACAAUGCUGACGAGGCAAGGCCCCGGGAAUCUUCAUCAUCUGGUGGAUCUGUAGCGUCGCUGUCUUCUGGGGGCUCGCUUGCGUCUUACAUGAGUGACGGAUCUCGCUCUCCCAGAUCCCCACACUCUCCGCUGGCACCGCAGUCUCCGUUGACUCCUCAGUCACCCCCAGCCAUGUCUCCGCCGGCAACGGCAUUUGCGUUCCGUCGUGCCCAGUCCCCGGACCCUGAGGAAGAGCGACUCCCGGUAUUCAACCGCUUGUCGUCGGCGUUCGGAGACCUUGUGAUCGCCUAA